This is a messenger RNA of Rhea pennata, 4041 nucleotides long. It is a transcript of the gene DDX27, whose product is annotated as DEAD-box helicase 27. The record is from RefSeq and is a predicted model, not a curated record. Bases 14 to 2278 code for a protein of 754 amino acids. NCBI's taxonomy places the organism in Eukaryota, Metazoa, Chordata, Aves, Rheiformes, Rheidae. The transcript has 21 exons. Gene Ontology annotation, molecular function: RNA helicase activity; nucleic acid binding; ATP binding.
CCUGGCGGCGGUCAUGCUGCAGAGUCUGGGCCUCGUGGGGACUAUUGUGGAGGGGGAUGCGGCGCCCGAGGACCCUGAGUCUGAGGACUCUGAGGAUGAGCAGGGGCCGAGCCGCGUUGGGCUGCGGGGCCUCCCCUGCGGGGACUUCUGCAGCGCGUUCGUCUUCGGUGAGGUGGAGGCAGGCGGAGAGGGCACCUGGGCAGCAGCACUGCGCCAGCUCCGUGGCAAGAGAGCAGCUACAACGCUGGACGAGAAGAUUGAGAAAGUGAGACAGAAAAGGAAGAUCCAGGAGAAAGAAGCUAAACAUGCAAAAGUGAAAGAAAAAGAUGCACAGACUGAUGAUAAUCAAACCAAAGUGAGAGACAGUGAAGAUUUUAAUGGGGAGGAAGAAGAGGAUGUGGAAUCCCAGAACUCAUUAGAUGAUGAAAGUAUCUUCACUAAAGCAGAUACUCUCAAAGUGAAGGAAAGGAAGAGAUGGAAAAAUGCAGAAGUAGAAGCAGAGAGUUUUUUUGAAGAUGCCUCUCAAUAUGAUGAUAACUUGUCAUUCCAGGACAUGAAUCUUUCACGACCUUUGUUAAAGGCAAUCACAGCUCUUGGCUUCAAGCAACCAACCCCAAUUCAGAAGGCUUGUAUCCCAGUGGGCCUUCUGGGGAAGGAUAUUUGUGCCUGUGCUGCUACUGGGACAGGUAAAACAGCUGCCUUCAUCCUGCCUGUUCUUGAGCGCUUGAUUUAUAAACCUCGUCAGGCUCCAAUAACACGAGUAUUGGUUCUAGUGCCAACUCGAGAACUGGGUAUUCAGGUGCACUCUGUUACAAAACAGCUGGCACAGUUCAGCAACAUCACAACUUGCCUUGCUGUAGGUGGCCUUGAUGUGAAGACUCAGGAAGCAGCUCUACGUUCUGGGCCAGACAUUCUUAUCGCCACUCCUGGGCGGCUGAUUGAUCAUCUCCAUAACUGCCCCUCUUUCCACCUCAGCAGUGUUGAAGUGCUGAUUUUGGAUGAGGCAGAUAGGAUGCUGGAUGAAUACUUUGAGGAGCAGAUGAAGGAAGUAAUCAGGUUAUGCUCCAAACACCGUCAGACAAUGCUCUUCUCUGCCACAAUGACAGAGGAGGUGAAAGAUUUGGCUUCUGUUUCUCUAAAAAAUCCCAUCCGAAUUUUUGUGAACAGCAACACAGAUGUUGCCCCUUUCCUGAGGCAGGAAUUUAUUCGGAUCCGACCCAACCGAGAGGGGGACCGUGAGGCCAUUGUAUCAGCUCUGCUGACACGAACCUUCCCUGAUCACGUGAUGCUUUUCACCCAGACCAAGAAGCAAGCUCACCGUAUGCACAUCUUACUUGGGCUGAUGGGUCUACGGGUUGGGGAGCUCCAUGGGAACCUCUCUCAGGCACAGCGGCUGGAGGCUCUCAGGCGCUUUAAGGAUGAGCAAAUUGAUAUUCUGGUAGCUACAGAUGUGGCUGCACGAGGACUUGACAUUGAAGGUGUCAAAACGGUAAUCAAUUUUACCAUGCCCAACACCACCAAACACUAUGUGCAUCGGGUGGGGCGGACAGCAAGAGCUGGCAGGGCUGGUCGAUCAGUUUCACUUGUGGGUGAGGAAGAGCGUAAGAUGCUAAAGGAUAUUGUGAAAACUGCCAAAACACCAGUGAAAGCCAGAACUCUUCCACAAGAUGUCAUACUAAAAUUCCGAGAGAAGAUUGAGAAUCUAGAGAAAGAUGUCUAUGCAGUUCUGUGCUUGGAGCGUGAGGAGCGUGAGAUGCAGCAGUCAGAAGCCCAGAUCAAUAGAGCAAAGAAGCAGCUGGAGACGGGAAAGCAGGAGACUGUGAGUAAGGGUUUGGAACGAAGCUGGUUCCAGACCCGUGAGGAGAGAAAAAAAGAAAAAUUGGCUAAAGCCCUGCAGGAAUUUGACCUAGCAUUACGAGGGAAAAAGAAAAGAAAAAAAUUUAUGCAGGAUACCCAGAAGAAAGUCCAAAUGACACCAGAGGAGCGGUCACAGUUUGAAAUCUUAAAAUCUCAAAUGUACGCUGAGCGGAUGGCAAAAAGGAAUCGCCGAGCAAAGCGAGCCCGAGCCUUGCCGGAAGAGGAACCAGCAGCAGCUCCAGCAGGCCCUAAGCAAAGGAAAAAGCUGUCUGUGUUUGAUGAAGAGCUUACCAACACAAGCAGGAAGGCCCUGAAGCAGUAUCGUGCAGGUCCAUCAUUCGAAGAUCGGAAGCGCUUGGGUUUGGCACAGCGCAGGAAAGGAGGAAACUUCAAAUCUAAAUACAGGUACAAGAGAAAAUAAGAACGUUUUUGCCAAGCAGAUAACUUGAACAAGCAGGUAUUCCAGACACACUCUACAGCGGCCUGGAUUUCUUUCUACUGUGAGGUGUAGCAACUUCAGUGAAAUUGAACUUUUUUUUUUAUUUAUUCUGGAAUAGCUCAGAGAUGUUCAUAAAUUUCUGGCAAAGACUCAUAUGUAAAAAUUACAUCUUUACCAACCUGUGCAAUAAAGGACUGUAGGGUUGUUUGUUACCCCUCCCCCCCCCCCACACCCCAGUAUCUUAUAGGAUUCCUAGAGCAAGUUGCUGUCUUGAUGCAAAAAUUGGAUAAUAUUUAGUGCUUUGCCUUUGUACUGUUGUGAUCCAUAUUACUUAACAUGGCUGGAAAGGAUUUGUAUGGUUUUGAAGUGGAGAAAAAAAAUUGAGGCAACAAUCGCAAUGUUUAGAUGUACCUCCAGGACCAUGCUAUUGGAAGAAAAGAUGAUCUCAAAGAGGGAGAGGCAGACAGCUUCCUCCUGCCUGAAAUGAAAGCAGCUAUAGAUGAUGCAGCAAGAAUCCAAGCCUGCAGCCAGAAUACAGGCUGCUUUACAGUACUGUGUGCAAUUAAUGACAGGUUUGUUUAUUCUGGCAUAUAUAUUCUUGAACCAAAAGCAGUGCAAUUCCAGUUAUCAAGAACAGGCUGGCUUGAAUAUGAUCACUAUUAAUGUAAAUAGUACUGUACUUAUGCAAAGCAGAGUAAGGCAGGGGAAAGUAGUCUGAUUCAUAACCUCUAAUUUCAUAACCAUGUUAAGUUAAAAAUAUAUAUAGUCUUCAUAUCCUUACAGAUUCUUUCUCACUGGCUAAAUUUCAUUGAUACACCUUAGUUCUUAAAAAGGGCAUGGGUCAAUAAGAACUAGUUCUUUAACUUCUGAGCUGCCUAUACAAAUAGAGCCUUUCCCUUUAAACCUGCCCUUUCAUGUGAUAGAAUUGCAGUACUGAAAAGGAACAGUUGCAUCCCUAAAACACAGCAGCACAACAGUGACUUCACUUAGAGUUUUCCAACUUUAUUAAAAAGGGCAAGUUUUGCAGGCAGUAAAUAGAAAAUAUACAUAACAAAGUUCAGACAGGUGGUACUGCUCAGUAUAUUCCCUUAACCAGUCUUCUCACAGUUCAUAAGUACAUUAUAGAAUAUUCUAUGGCCUUGGUGGGCGCAUGCCAGGUGGAGGGGGUCCUAGGAGUAAAGAAAAUGAGUUUUGAAUAUUGAAUAUUUAGCUUGAAUAGAAAGAGGACAAAGGUGAAGCAAAGCUAAACCAGGAAGCUUUUUUCCCUAUGCUCAAAGCAGCCUAGAGAUGUCAUUGGGGCAUGGAGGCAUCUACGAGCAACUAGUGCAGGUAGAGUGCCACUGAAGCAUACCAUGCUUCAACUAUGUCUUUCUUAGUAUUAUGGCUUCUUAUAGCUUCUAGGCAUUUAGAGUAACUUCUGCUCACCUCUCAUUCCUGGGGGUGGUGGUCUCAUGCCUGGUGGAGGCAUUCCCAUAGGAGCACCACGGCCAGGCGGCAUUCCCAUAGGUGGGCCCAUAGGUGGUCUCAUGCCUGGAGGAGGUCCCAUCAUUCCUUAAGACAAAGAAAGGACAAGUAUCAAACUGCUAGAGCAUGGUCUGCGCCUCUAACAGACAGGUCAGCCUUAACAGGGAAGGCAUCUGUGUUUGCUAAGAAACAAAGCCUUCACCAUGGUACUUGCUUUACGUUUCUUUGUUUCCUAGGAUUUUGUGUAUAAAUCCAGUUCCGUAUUAAAGGCAUAAGCCAGA